AUGUCGCGGUCAACCGCACCGGUGAUCACUUCUCCUCUUGAAGCGUGGCCAGCUAGACCUUUCCCUCGCGCCUCUCCCCUUUCCUCAAAGGUAUCCAGCACAUCUUCCCUCCAGACCACGACCGAAGAUUAUUCCGUGGGAUCGUCCACGACCGCAUGGACAUUGAGAGAUCCAUCAAGCGUAUCCGUGGUGUCCAGUACCAUGACCUUUGGUGAAAGUUCAACGGCAGCGGUCCAAGCAGCAGCCAAGGACCUUUCCAGUUCCAACUCUGACCAUGCGCCGAUCAACCAAGCCAACGUCAACGAUCAGAUUCCUGAUCUCGCCGCCACUUCACGCCUGGCCAAACUCGUCCAGACACCUCCGCCUCGACUCCGUGUCGUCAAAGGCAGUCGGGAUACGGAUGAAGAUGAUCACAGCCAGUCAAGACAAGGGGAAGGAUCGUCGAAUGGAUACAGUCCAGGACAUGGCAGCGCAAGAGGAGGAGGAGGUUGCAGCAGUUCAACAAGAGCCUAUGCUCCACCUAGGAAACCACUGACACCGGGUCAAUUGGGUCGAAUCGCUCAAUCAUUCGGUAUCGUCAUUCCCUCUUUACCUCACCCUUCACCGACUUCCCUCUCGCUCUCCCCUCUUCAAGCUAUCACUCGCAGUCCGAAUGCCAUGACACAUCAAACAAUGAGAGGGACACCUUGGUUGAUUACCGUCAUCCCGCCAUUCUCCAUACUCUUACCCCUGCCAUUGGGUUCAUCCGGCGACUCUGUCGAUGCACCCUCAUCCGCUGUCGUGCUCGGCACACCCCCCGAAUCUUCGAAACUGAAAGAAAGGAGACGGAAAUGGAAGCGAGGUAGACUCUUACCCUUACAACCGACGAUGGGUUCCAUGUUGUUGAGCAUAGCGAGGGAAUACGGUCUACCCAGUACACAAGGUGUCAACCUCUACUUGGUAUAUCAACCCCCACCGACCCAUCUCACCACGGCCGCUCCUCUUCCUACCCAUUCUCACUCCGCUUCUAUAUCUUCCACUGGGUCCUUUGGGUCUUCUUUUGAGGAAGCGACCGGCCCUCAGAUCUCGGCCCAGACGUGGUCCACCUUGUUCGCAUCGUAUCUCGUCUCAUCCGCCUCUUCUUCUCGCGCUUCGACACCGGCCAACACACCACUCAAAUCGUCAGGACCUCUCGGUAGAGAUAUAGCCUUUCCACCUUCGCCAUUGUCUCUCGUCGAACACCCCAUCCCGAGUGCCGCCGUUGCUUCCGAGUCUACAGGUAUUCGUCCCGAUAAACUCUCACCCACCUCCCUGGCUUCAUCGCCCGACACCAACGGUGUCGACCCACUCCCUCCGACGCCAUUCUCCCUCAAUCAGCACCAGUCACCUCAUCUGGCUCCUCAGGUCAAUCCCAUUGUCGGAACCAUUGAAUUCGAUGUCGACAUCGAUUCAGCCACAUGGUAUCAAGACUGGCGAAAAUCAGCUCGAACUAGACCUUCACAUAGCCGGAAAAUCAGUAGCGUCUCCGAUUCCGGACUCGGUCAUGUCAGUGCACCUUUGCUGUCCCCAGGUCCAGCGUCCUCAGGAGGUAUUAGACAAUUAAAGCUGGUACGCAAAGUCAACGAUAGUCGUGGCAUGGCUAGAUUUCUGCGUGAUGUUGAAUCGAAUCGGCCGCCAUACCUCGGUAUGGAUAAGCCUCGGUCAAUGUCACUUUCAGCGGCUAGCGGCGCCGCUGCUCGAGAUGCGAGGGUUGAUCCACUACCAUUGGAACACGCCAUCAUUAUCUCUGGAAGCGACCGCACAGAUGUCAGUGGAUUACUUGGACCGGCGACGAAUGAAAGCUCCCGCGUGGACGACCUGUCGUCUUCCGAUCCCCCUAUGGAGGUGGUCGACGACUUACUUGCUAGCCCGAUAGCGUUGGACAAAACACAGUUGGAGCUGCAACGGGUUCGAGAAGUUGUCCAAGAGGUCAUCAUGGAUAAGCGAGGUAGCGGAUUGGUCAUGUCGGACGAGUUGGACAAGCUGGAGCAGCUCAUGCGCACAUUAUCACCUCGCGAGAUUCGAGUGACUUCACCGAGAAUGUUGACACCUCGCAUGGCGGCCAAAAUAGCGGCUGCAAAGAUACAAGCGGAAGGUUUGACAAAACUUACACUGAGCCCAAAUCCAAAUGGUCAAGCGCACAGCUCGUUGCUUCCUUCGCCUCUGGCAUCCACGUUUACAGCUCCAUCAAAGGCUACUCCAGAAUCGCUCCCUCGUGUCCCAAAAUCCUCAACGGACAGUACGAAUGCUACCAGCGCCAGCGGGUCUCGUCGUGUGGCUUGGCCGGCAGUUCCUCAUUCCGAGUCUCCCGAAUCAUCUCGAAUUACAGAAUAUUUCCAAGCGAAAGCUGCCCCUCAAUCUGGAGAUGACACGCCGAGUCCUCGAUCGGCGGAGACGCUGCAACGUGCCCAACAGUCCUCGCACGCCGCCCUCACAACAACAACGGCAGAGGUGGAAUCGAGGUAUGCGGAGUGGAGACCUAGACGACCGCAGAGGCCCACUUCUCCGGGAUUGGAACAGACCCAUCGAAGAACACCGUCAUACACGCUUCCGCAGACUCACGUUGAUCAGUUGCGCCAAGUGUCGAAUCCGUUGCCCGGUACCAGUACCCAACCCUCGACAUCCCCUGCCAAGCCGCCACCACAUAUCCUUCGCAAUCGCACGUCUAGCACUGAACUGGGACUUGCAACGGGAGGACUGGCAGGCAUCGGCGAAUCUCCUCGAUCGCCACCACCCGUCCCUCGAGACAAGGGUCGUCGAGGAAGCAACGCGUUCAAGGGGCUCAAAAAUCAGAUCUCGGCGAGAAAUCUCAAUAUACAAUGGGGUCCAAAGCAGCCAUCUACGCCCUCCCCCGAAAUGAAUUCUCAACAUUCCUCGCCUGCACUGCCUGCGGAGUCUGGAAGUCGACAGACAGAGACGCUUGGUCUUUUCAGCCGGUCUGGACCAUCACUCGACCAUCAGACCACGUCUUCGUUUGCGAGUUUGAACGGCGCCGCCGCCCCGGCCGGAGCCCCAGCUCCACCGUCUAAAGAUUCUCUACCUCGCAAAGUGUAUACCGGCGGAGACCUCAGCCCGCCGAUACAAAUGGGCGACUGGGAUCUGGCUGAUGUUCCCUCACCACCAACGCAUACUUUUUCUUCCAACAACGUCGUCGUCUUCCCCUCGGCUCUCAAGGCGAAUCAUGUUCCUCAUACGCAAUCACCACUGCAAUCGCGUGAACCCAACAGCCAUUCGGUUGGUAUCUCCAGUCAAAAGGGUCCUCAGGGCGUCGCCUCGAAAUGGCUGGGCAGCGUCAAUGGCUUUACGUUUGGCAAGAAAGCUAGUGUAUCGGCUUUGCGCGAACAGGCAGGCUUUGGUCCAGGCUCCAAUGGCCCGGCAGGGCGCAGUGUCAGUGACGGUCAUGCGCGAAAUCUCAGCACGGGUAGAGGUCGAAUUCCACAUCCCAAUGGAUCAGGUUCACAAGGUCGUCGCAACCCAUCUAUAGAUUCAGCCUCUAUCGGCUCGCCAAUCGUCUCGACCUUUCGCCAGGUCGAGGGGACCUCUCCGCAUUUAAUGAGUGCUGGAGGGGUCACUCAUCCUCGAGGUCCAUCAUCAUCACCUUCCAACGGGAUCGUCCUCGAUUCUCCCCCUUUCACGGCUUUUUCGUUCCAAUCACAAGGCUCAGGUAUGAGCACUGAACUGCCUUAUCGGUCUCCCGCAAAGACUACUGCCUCUUCUUCUUCACCUAUGAAUUCGACGCACAAGACUUUACCGGAAUCCCCUGGUAUCAAGAGGAAACCUGUCCCCUCGGAAGUGGGAGUCGGAGUCAUGCAAGGUAUGACGACGAGUGACAGUUUCGCGAGCUCUAGGAGCUUUGUAUUGGAGGACCCCCCAAAGAGGAGGUUGCGAUAG
This is a messenger RNA of Kockovaella imperatae, 3909 nucleotides long. RefSeq lists its product as hypothetical. The record is from RefSeq and is a predicted model, not a curated record. The transcript is spliced from 2 exons. Bases 1 to 3909 code for a protein of 1302 amino acids. NCBI's taxonomy places the organism in Eukaryota, Fungi, Basidiomycota, Tremellomycetes, Tremellales, Cuniculitremaceae.